Messenger RNA from Diospyros lotus (date-plum), 2423 nucleotides. RefSeq lists its product as uncharacterized. The transcript has 8 exons. The coding region runs from base 274 to 2022 and encodes 582 amino acids. NCBI's taxonomy places the organism in Eukaryota, Viridiplantae, Streptophyta, Magnoliopsida, Ericales, Ebenaceae. Gene Ontology annotation, molecular function: protein binding. The record is from RefSeq and is a predicted model, not a curated record.
AAAGAAAAUUUCACUUUCACCUAGCUGGGUCGCGCUGCCUCAAUCAAGCCCCUCCGGUCCUCUGGUUUGGAUUCGAUUUGUUAAUUUGUUUCGGCUUUCUGAACCGAAGCCUAUAAAAAGGCUUUGAGAAGGCUUCUCUGCCUCGCACGCAUUUUCGGAGGCAGGAGGCUUGUAAUUGCUGCUGUUGUUGGAGGGAGGUCUCUUACCAGAAUCAAACGUUGGUAACUAAUCUGGUUCUUUAAAAAGUUUGUAUGAGAUUUCAGUAGUUAAAACAUGAAGCGCAAGCGUGGGAAUAAGAAAGGCAAGUCAAAAAAACCCCCUGUGAGGGUAUUAAAUGAGCCAGCCAAAAAUGUCACCAGCCUAAAUACAGAAGAUAAUUCUGGUUUUGGUGAUAUUGACAAUGAUGACUUUGACUCUGGAAUGGAGGCUGAGACACCAUCUUCAACUGGAACUGAUCAGCCAGAGAAACUUGCAAGUAUAAAUUCUGAGAGGUUAAUUGAUAAGCCUGGUGGAAAAUUGGUUUAUGGGCGGGUUAAAGUGAAAAUCAAGGCCUCAAAAACUUUAGACUCUCAGCUUACCUCUUCAGAUGCUCCUACACAAAGUGAUACUGACAAGAGUACCCAGCAGGUGGGUCUAGAAAAGCAUGUAGUUGUUAGUGAGAAAAUGGAAGACAGUGCCAAUUCAUUGCUGGAUACAAAUACAACUAUUGCUGCGAACCCAUCCAAGAAAGCUGGGAGCAUAAAAAUUAAGUCAAGGGGCUUUGGUUCUUCAGGUAUUAAUCCAUGUAGUAAUGCGGUGCCGCUGCAGACUGAGCACACACCCCCAAAAGAUCCUGACUUACUUCAUCAAGAUCCUCGCUAUGAUGAGCAAGAAUUGAAUGCUGCCCUGGAGGUAAUUAAAAAGGUUAUGAAAAUGGAUGCUGCUGAGCCAUUCAAUGCUCCGGUGAAUCCUAUUGCAUUGGGAAUACCUGAUUACUUUGACAUCAUUGAUACACCUAUGGACUUUGGGACAAUAUGCAGCAAUCUUGAAAGUGGUGUUAAAUACCUGAAUUCAGAAGAUGUCUUUAAGGAUGUGCAGUAUAUAUGGGAAAAUUGUUAUAAGUAUAACAAUAAAGGUGAUUAUGUUGUUGAGCUCAUGAAGCGUGUGAAGAAGAACUUCACGAAGUAUUGGAUGUCAGCUGGGUUGCACUCUGAUCAAACACAAGGCAUUAGCGGUGUAGAAAGCAUUCAGUUCAAGGAUGUUGCACCUACCAGCGGUGUAAAGAUUCAGUUGAAAAGUGGUCACUAUAAACAUAAGAUACGGAAGCGACAAGGAGUUAAAAAGCACAAGGAUGACUGUCUGUGUGCUAUAUGUGUUAUGAUGCGUCGGAGGCAGGAGCGAGAGGCGAGCGCUCAAAUUGAAGACCAGAUAGGGACUCCUAGCAUUCAUCUCACCCAAGAGGUGAAGCCCGAGGAACCUUCGCCUGCAGAAAGUCCCUAUGGUGAAGACACUUCAUCGAAUAUGGAUAAUUCAGCAGGACCAGAUGCAGCUUCGGACAUGGAAGAAAAAGGAGAGGUUAGGUUGGAAGAUACCAAACAGCUAUAUAGACCGGUACAGGAGAAGCUGGAUGAGGAAAAGAUAAGCGAAAUGGAGACCCACACAAAAGGAGGUGAAAUAUCUGGACAUUCACAUCCUGGUGAAAGAUCUGGAGAGGAGCAUAUUAGGAACUACACAACACAUAAUGUGGAGUCUAGUGGUGAUAUGCAGGUCGAUACCCAGAUAGAACAUACAUCCGUGCAGCAUGAUGAUGGAACUGCAGCAGUUGAGCAACAGACGCCAAAGGAGUUGUUAGAGAAGAAAAGGAAGGCAAAAAUAUUGGAGAACUUGCAGAGUAUUGAAAAUCCUAAGCUUUUGAAGUUAUGUGGAACUCUUUUCCCUGACAAUCCGAAAUCUGUAUGGAGUGGGCAGCAUUCAUUGGCUGGGCAGAGGGAAGAUGGUCGAAGCAGUUCUAUUCAUGAAGCUAUAAAGACAUUCAUGAAGUAGUUGGGUGUGGCUGUCUAGUUUCCCUAGAAUUGUAGAGCGCAAUCAGGGAUAUAACUUCUUCUUGUUGCUGGAAAUAAUCUGAGGGAACUUUCAGAAUGUGGUUUUGGAUUUUGUACAGCAGGAGAUUAAUGUUGGAUUGGAUUUGAUGGCAUUCAUGUGCAUCGGCUUUCUUGGUGAAUAUGUGCAUGCAUGCAUGCAAUCAAUCAGAUCCAGAAGCUCAAGUUUGGGGGAUUUAAUCAUAAUCUGAAUAUAUCUAUAGUUAUCUAGUUACCCUAUUUUGUGUAUAUGUACAGAAGUAGAUCUCUGCAUUAGUGGAUAGUAUUGCAGUUGGUUAUUUUGAAGAAUGUGUGUACAUGUACGUCACAUUGGAGAAAAAAAAUUUGCUUUUUAAACCUAUUCCU